AUGCCGUCCUCGCUGACAGCGUGCGACAACGAAGAAGUCGAGGGGGAAGAAGGCACCAGCUGCAUGGCAAUCCUCAACAGCAGCAGUAAAAUGAACCCAAUGACGAAGGAAAAAAAAAAGACUUCGCAGACCGCUGUGGUUUCCCACGCCCUCCUUACCGCGAGCACACACGCACGCACACGCGUGCACGCGCACCGAUCCAAGCCAAGAGUGUUGUAUCGGUGGCAAUGGCGGGGUGUGGCCGGGGGCGUGGGUGUUGUGACUGCGGCUGUCUUGCCUGUUUGUCGCGGCGGGGGAUUGGCGCUGGGUAGGAGGGAGCUUUGCGUCUGCGGCAGCGCCAUGUGGGGGGUGCGCGUGGGCUCGGCAAGCCGCACCCGCCGUCGGUAG
Trypanosoma conorhini is the source of this 387-nucleotide messenger RNA. RefSeq lists its product as uncharacterized. The transcript has a single exon. Bases 1 to 387 code for a protein of 128 amino acids. The record is from RefSeq and is a predicted model, not a curated record. NCBI's taxonomy places the organism in Eukaryota, Euglenozoa, Kinetoplastea, Trypanosomatida, Trypanosomatidae.